UCUGCCACCGCAGCAGCAGCUUCCGAUUCCGCCCCCCGGAAAGUGCUCUCCCGCUCAUCCCGACGCCCCAACAUUGCCAUGGAGGCCAUCGCCGAGCUCAGGGCCCAGCUCCACGCCCACCUCUCCUCCAUGUACGCGACGGGUGCCGUGGACGCGUAUUUCCAGCAGCUGCAGGAGCUGGACGAGGGCAGUGGAGGCACGGGCUACGUCGCCGAAGUCCUCAACAUCUUCCUCAAUGACGGCGACAGGAUCCUCAGGGACAUCGACGCCCUGCUGAACCAGCCCCUGCACGAGGUGGAGUUCUGCAAGGUGGACGCCCUGGUGCAGCAGCUCAAGGGGAGCAGCUCCACUGUUGGUGCAAAGAAAGUGAAUCUCGCUUGCAUGGACUUCCAAAAGUUCUACGUGGCAAAAAACAAAAAAGGAUGCCUCAUGACAUUGACUCUUCUUAAGGGUGAUUUCUGUGACGUGCGCAACAAGCUUCAGACUUUGAUGCAGCUGGAGCAGCAGAUCGCGUCCUUGAGGAGAGAGAAGAUAUGUUGGGGCGGGGCGCUGAAAGGUGAUGCAGGACACCAUCUAGCAGGCAAACCCAAAGUCCAUCUUGGAGGUAUUGGAUGA
This is a messenger RNA of Triticum urartu, 615 nucleotides long. NCBI's taxonomy places the organism in Eukaryota, Viridiplantae, Streptophyta, Magnoliopsida, Poales, Poaceae. The record is from RefSeq and is a predicted model, not a curated record.